AGUGCCGCUGCAUUUGACAUGUCUUUGUCUUUGUUUUCAUUUAUUGAUUUAUUGUCGCUUAGUUAAGUCAGUUAGUUUGAAAAAAAAUAAUUGGUGCAAAAGUAGUGAACUCUUCACAAUGUCAGCUUGUGAUCCACAAAAAUCAGAAACAGCUAAUGAUAAUGUUUCCACAAAUUCGAUUGAUGAAGGAUUGCCUCGGGAGUUUAGUCAAAUAAGUCUUACGAGCACAUCGAGUCAAGAUGAAUUUUAUAACAAUGGACAUUCCGAAGUUGCUCUAAAAAAUAUAUACGGGUAUUAUCGUUCACAGAAGCUUUGUGAUGUAGUACUUAUAGCCGAAGGUUGCAGGAUUCCAGCACAUAAAGUAGUCUUAUCAUCAUGCAGCGAGUAUUUUGCAGCAAUGUUCACAGGCUCUUUGAAAGAAGCAAAGUUAAAUGAAAUUGUAUUGGAGAGAGUUGAUGCUACAGCUUUACAAUCGUUGGUGCAUUAUUGCUACACUGGUGUAAUAGAGCUGAAGGAAGAAUCAGUUGAAGUGCUAUUGUCGACAGCAAGCUUACUUCAGCUGCAUGCUGUUACAAAAGCUUGCUGUACAUUUCUUAUGAAGCAGCUAGACCCUUGCAACUCUUUAGGGAUUGCUUUGUUUGCUGAACAUCAAUCUUGCCUCACUUUACACAAAAGUGCUUUGGAGUACACUUAUCAACAUUUCAUUGAGGUAGUGAAGCACCCUGAAUAUCUAUCUUUACAAGUAGAUCAGUUAGCCAACUUGCUCAAAUCUGAUGAUCUUAAUGUAAUAUCGGAAGAAGAUGUGUUUGACAGUGUGAUGACAUGGGUACAGCAUGAUAAUAUUAAUCGGGAAAAACAUUUACCUACAUUAUUGAAACUUGUUAAAUUACCGCUACUUUCAUCUGAGUAUUUAAUUGACAAAGUGGAACAGAGUUGUGGUAAAAUUCAAGAGUGUCAACCGUUAAUAAUGGAGGCAGUGAAAUGGCAUUUACUUCCGGAGAGACGGACUUCACUAUCAUCUCAUAGAACACGACCGAGGACAUCUACGAUUGGCCGACUUUUAGCUAUUGGUGGAAUGGAUGGUAACAAGGGUGCAAGCAAUAUGGAAAUAUAUGACCCACGAACAAAUACUUGGAGUCCAUUCAUGAGGAUGGGUACGAGGCGAUUGCAAUUCGGAGUGGCCGUUCUCCAAAACAAGCUGAUCAUUGUGGGUGGCAGAGAUGGCUUGAAGACAUUGAAUACCGUGGACUGCUUCGACCUGACGACGCUGAGCUGGAGCACGCUGGCGGCGAUGAACACGCACCGGCACGGGCUGGGCGUGGCCGUGCUGGGCAACGGCCCGCACGCGCCCGUCUACGCCGUCGGCGGACACGACGGCUGGAUAUACCUCAACUCUGUCGAACGUUGGGACGCGGCAUCGCGCACGUGGACGGUGGUGGCGCCGAUGGCGGGCGCGCGCAGCACGUGCGGCGUGGCGGCGCUGCGCGAUGUAGUUAAUUUCGCUGAUAUUAGGAUUAUGAUCAAGAAGAUGUUAACUUACAAUUACUCGAUUUGCGCCGCGGGCGGGUACCUGUACGCGCUGGGCGGGCACGAGGCGCCGGCCAACACGAUGGGCGGGCGUCUGGCCUGCGUCGAGCGCUACGACCCCGUCACCGACACCUGGACACUACUGGCGCGACUCUCCUACGCGCGCGACGCCAUCGGCUCCUGUCUGCUCGGCGACAGGAUCGUCGCCGUCGGUGGCUACGACGGCGUGCAGUAUUUAAAUUUGGUGGAGAUUUACGACGCGGAGAGCAACACUUGGCGUAAUCUCGCUCCGAUAUCGAUAGGGCGCGCGGGCGCCGCCGUGGUCGCCGUGCCGCCGCCGCACAGGACUCUAUGACGCAGCUGCUUCUUACAGGGCGCGGUAGUCCCGCCCAGGGCGCGGUAGUCCCGCCCAGGGCGAAGUAGUCCCGCCCUAGGCGGUGGACAGACAGGGAAACUAAGAUCUGCGGACUACACAGGCUCACAUAGGUAAGUAUUGUAGGUAACCAAGAGGGCGCUGUAGAAAUGUCGCCCAAGCAAGAUGAGACCUGUUUCUCAAUGGACUCGCCACAACUUAGCGCAACCAGUUCUACGUUAUGUACUGAUGUGAAAUCAUUGAUAAGGAAAUAAGGUAUUUUCAAGUGUAUUUAGAAAAAGUCAUAAUUAAAUGUAAUUCUUGAAAACACACGUAAGGUUUCAAACAUCAUAAUCUGUUUAAUUUUCGCUGACUAUAAUAGUCUAGUAGUAUGUGAGUAACAAGCAUUAACAAACAUUACGAAUAAUGCAUUUCAUUAUAGGAAUGGAAAUUUGAAAACUUAAAAUCUCCCUCUUUAAUUUUGUGUCAUUCUUUAUCAAAAAAAAGAAACACAUUCCUGUCUUGCAUGGCGGCAAUUUUGUCUGUUUUUAUUUUAUAUGAAAUUGAAGUCAAUAUAAAGGACUAACUGCUCUAUUAUUUGUGAUCGCUAGAUGAAAAAACUAGCUUUAUUGUCCAAAAAGUAUAAAAGACGCGUGACUAAUAGUAUAAAACACAUUUUUAAGUUCCUCAUAUAGUAAAUUUGUGUAACCUAAAUUUAUGAUUAAGCUUUGAUUUAGUAUUAAUGAUUCUCUAUUUAGAUCCACCUACAUAAGUAUGGUGCUUAAUAUCAAUUGUUUACUGUGAUCAUAUUAAUCUUAAAUCUAACAUAUUUUCAUAAAAAAAAAAUCCUUAUAAACCAAUGAAAAAUAAAAAAAAUGUAAAAGUGUAUACUUGUAUUCACGUGCAUAACUGUGGGUUUAACCUGAUCUCGCCAGAGAGGAAAUUAAUUAGGCAUAAAAUCUUGUAGCCCUUCCAGUGAAAUGUAGAGGUCAUUGGUUUCCAGUGCAGAUGCUUGAAACUUUCUUUGUUAGUCAAUUUUAAAAGAGAAUCUGUGGGAUGACAAUAUGUGUCAAAGCGUCAUUACAGUAUAAACUCACAGUUACUUUUAAAACUAUAUCUUGUAAUGUAUAAUAACAGUGUAUAGGUGCUUCUUUCCGUUUAUAUAACUUUAUAUCUUUUGAAUUUGUCGUUUUAAAACUUAAAACUUGACUGGAAAAUUCUAGACUUUUAUCUUCUCAUUUGUGAUCUCAUACAGUAUAUUUAACUGCGGAUGUUUAUGAUCGAAAUACUUUUGUAAAAACAAACUAACUCUAUCGAUAUACUUAUUUUAAUAUCAUGUUAUGCGCAUUUAUUUCAUAAUGCAUUUAUCCUUACCAUUCAUGUCAAUUAUAGUGAUAUUGUCUAUUGACAAAAU
This is a messenger RNA of Papilio polytes (common Mormon), 3293 nucleotides long. Its product is annotated as kelch-like protein 5. Gene Ontology annotation, molecular function: protein binding. The coding region runs from base 119 to 1882 and encodes 587 amino acids. The record is from RefSeq and is a predicted model, not a curated record. The transcript has 11 exons. NCBI's taxonomy places the organism in Eukaryota, Metazoa, Arthropoda, Insecta, Lepidoptera, Papilionidae.